Babesia bigemina is the source of this 1710-nucleotide messenger RNA. RefSeq names its product protein kinase domain containing protein, putative. Gene Ontology annotation, biological process: protein phosphorylation; chromosome segregation. The coding region runs from base 1 to 1710 and encodes 569 amino acids. The transcript is spliced from 2 exons. Lineage: Eukaryota; Apicomplexa; Aconoidasida; Piroplasmida; Babesiidae. Gene Ontology annotation, cellular component: centrosome; cytoplasm; nucleus. The record is from RefSeq and is a predicted model, not a curated record. Gene Ontology annotation, molecular function: ATP binding; protein kinase activity.
AUGGCGAAUGACGAGCACCGCCUGGCGCAGUUCAAGGCGCUACGGAGGAUUGGAGCCGGGCGGUUCGGCGAAGUCUUCCAGGUACAACACAAGGUAACGGGGGAGCUGUACUGCUGGAAGGUGGUGGCGUACAAGGGUCUGACGGAGAAGGAGAAGGAGCAGCUGGUGAUGGAGGUGAACGUCAUGCGCGACCUGAAGCACCCUAACAUCGUGCGCUACGUGGACCGCGUCGUGGACCGGCAGAAGCACCUGCUCUACAUCAUCAUGGAGUACUGCGACUCCGGCGACCUGGCGGAGAACAUGCGACAGUUCCGCAAGCACUACGACAAGGUCAACGAGCAGGUCAUCUUCGACAUCGCGCUCCAGCUGCUGUUCGCGCUGGCGUACUGCCACAACUCGUCGCUCGGCCCGAAACAGGGCAAGAUUCUGCACCGCGACCUGAAGCCGCAGAACAUCUUCCUGCACUCCAACUAUCGCAACAAGACGCGAAACGGAUACAUUUGCAAAAUCGGUGACUUCGGCCUGUGCCGCAGCAUUGGGCUGGAGUCCUUCGCCCACUCCUGCGUCGGCACGCCGUACUACUGGUGCCCCGAGCUUCUGCUCUCGCACUCGAAGAACUACGACGACAAGAUGGACAUGUGGGCGCUGGGCGUGGUGCUGUACGAGCUGUCUUACGGUAAGACGCCGUUUCACAAGGCCACGACGCUGGCCGAGCUGGCCCAGCAGAUGAAGAACGGCGUGCCGCUGCCGCUGCGCGGUCGCAGCAGGCAGCUCAACACCUUACUGUACGCGCUGCUUCAGAGGGACCCCGCGCGCCGGGCAAGUGCGAUCCAGUGUCUGGGGUUGCCCAUAUGGGACGGCCCUGUCUCCGACUGGUUCUGGGACACGGUGAACCCGCGUGACCGCGAGCGUAUCUACGAUAACAUCAUCCGCCGCAACAUGCAGAGGCUUCCGGUGUCAUCGCACAUGCUGUCCGAAUUCGCGGGCUCCGACUCAUCGCAAAUCUGCACGCCCAAGCCCCGCAAGAUAGGGCGCCUGGACGCUCGGAUCUCCACUGAAUUCGUCGAAUCGGACGACGAGGACAGCCAUAUCCUGGGCAUGGCGAGCACUCCGUGCGACGACAUCAACAUGGACGCGAGCUCUGUCAGCCACUCCUUCCCUGCCGCGGGGCCGCACCGUGCGGUGGAUAUCGCAUUCAGCCACCCCGGCCUUGUGGACGAGGAGACGCCCGACGAAUUCGACUGCAUCGAGGCGCACCUGUCCACGUGCCAGGAGGACUACGGCGCUUUGCGCAGCACUGAGCGCCGCAGCGACUCGGGCCACCCCGUGCAAGACAGCCAGACGUUGGAGCUGCCCGACAACCCCUUCCGCCGUGCCAUGUCCAAGCCGCAGUACGACGCGCCGGGAACCCCGCACAUGUACGUCCGCACGCCGACUCAGGUGCGUGGCAUGGACCGGUUUGGCUCGCGCGCGGAGGAAGCCACUGUCUACACGCGCGCGACGGAGGCGUCGCUGUCAGCGGAUUCGCAGGCGUCCACAUGCGUCCGGCGCCCCGCUCUGUACCGUCCCAUCUUCGGCAGCGGCGCGGGGUCGUCGUCCAGCUUCGGAGUCGGCUCACCGCACACACUGCCGAGUGAUGUACCACCACCUGUCGGCGGCAGCACCAUCUGUAGCCGCAGAAAGUACCUGAGAGAAAACAACUUCAGCUAA